Messenger RNA from Cyanistes caeruleus (blue tit), 1446 nucleotides. RefSeq names its product pleckstrin homology domain containing O1 (gene PLEKHO1). Gene Ontology annotation, cellular component: muscle cell projection membrane; ruffle membrane. NCBI's taxonomy places the organism in Eukaryota, Metazoa, Chordata, Aves, Passeriformes, Paridae. The record is from RefSeq and is a predicted model, not a curated record. Gene Ontology annotation, biological process: regulation of myoblast fusion.
AUCGCCUCCGAGCGCACCAAGGAACGAUGAAAAAAAACAAUUCUGCAAAAAGGGGGCAACAGGAUGGAAACCAGCAACCUGUGCAGCCAGAGAAGGUCGGCUGGGUGCGGAAAUUUUGCGGAAAAGGCAUUUUUAGGGAAAUCUGGAAAAACCGUUAUGUGGUUCUGAAGGGAGAUCAGCUUUACAUCUCGGAGAAGGAGGUGAAAGAUGAAAAAACCAUACAGGAAAUGUUUGACCUGAGUGACUAUGAGAAAUGUGAAGAGCUCAGGAAGUCCAAAAGUAGAAGCAAAAAGAACCACAGCAAAUUUACUCUCGCCCACUCCAGGCAGCCUGGAAACACGGCACCAAAUCUGAUCUUCCUGGCUGUGAGUCCAGAAGAGAAAGAGUCCUGGAUUAAUGCCCUCAACUCUGCGAUCACACGUGCUAAAAACCGGAUCUUGGACGAGGUCACUGUGGAAGAGGACAGUUUCCUUGCCCACCCAACGCGUGACAGAGCCAAGAUCCAGCACUCCAGGCGCCCUCCCACGCGGGGUCACCUCAUGGCUGUGGCAUCUACCUCAACCUCCGAUGGAAUGCUGACCCUCGACCUGAUCCAGGAGGAAGACGCCUCUCCGGAGGAUCACGGCACCUGCGAGGAGAGUUUCCGGGUGGAUCUGGACAAGUCCGUGGCACACCUCACUGCUGGGCGGCGCCGCUCGGACUCGGAGAACACCAAGCCAUCGGAGAAAGGGCGGACAGGGAGCCUCCCACGACAGGAGGUGACCUCAUGGGAUAGAGUGGGGCAGCGCAAUGACUCCUUUGACAAAGGGACCAUGUACACACCGCAGGUCCCCAAAAAGCUCUCGUACUCAGAAAAGAAUAAAUGUGCCUCCAUGGAAGAAAUCCUGUCCCGACGGGACUCUUCCACGCACCGGGCGGUGCUGAGGAAGGGGCUGGAGGCUCAGUUUGCCUCGGCAGAACCGGAGCAGCUGUCCCGGAUACAGGAACUGGUUGCACUGAAACUGGAAAAAACUCAGGAACUGCUGACAGAGGUGAAGGGCUACGGGGAAGGCAAAAGAAAGACCAAGGACUCCAACACCAGCACCACCAUCACCACCACCUCUUCUUCCUCAUCAUGUUCCAAGUCGGACUCUGAAAGGAUCCUGCAGGAAUCUGAGAGGCUGCUGGGGGAGGCUUCCUCCACCUGGAGCCAAGCUAAGAGGGUGCUGCAGGAGAUCAAAGAGCUGAGGGACCUGUACAAACAGUUUGAGCUGCAGCAGUCAGACUCGAAGCCCAAACAGAGCUCACAGUCGCAGUUUAGGAAGAGCAUGAUGUGAAGUGUUCAAAAGAGUGAAAAGGUGCCUGUUCUCUCCCAAAUUUGCUUCUCAAAGCUUGGACCCUUCCUUUCCUCCAUCGCAUCCCCUGAUGAAUCAACCCCGUGUUCCAAUAAAUCAGUUGCAGUUUAUA